Molecule: messenger RNA, 1032 nt
Organism: Marasmius oreades (fairy-ring Marasmius)
Lineage: Eukaryota; Fungi; Basidiomycota; Agaricomycetes; Agaricales; Marasmiaceae
Exons: 3
Coding region: 78-914 (278 amino acids)
Biological process (GO): translation
Cellular component (GO): ribosome
Molecular function (GO): structural constituent of ribosome
Source: RefSeq, a predicted model, not a curated record
AAAAAACUACAGCCCGCUAAAUUCCCACGAGACAAAACGACUUCCGAGCCUCUGUUACCUGAAAAUUCCCGUUUAUCAUGUUCAGAGCAUACAUAGCACAAAGUUCGCGUUGCAUCGCGUCGGUGCCUUCAAGUUCAAGCAAUGCCUCCCUCCUUCACACCUCUGCUAUCCUCCACGCAGCCCCCAAGAAACGAAUGACGAACAAAAUCAAGCAAGAACGAAGAGCCCAAAGAUUCGAAAGGGCAACCGCCAACCGUCCAAGCCCCAUCCUAGGCACUCGACCAGGUGAAGAGUCAAAGUGGGAGGAGUGUGACUUGGCGAAGAUUCUUGUCAGAGAGGAAGAAUUCGCAGGGCCUCCCGAAAUGAAGCCCACGGAACGACCGAUUGGUGUGGUUCAUGAACCCAAACAAUUUGCUUUUGCUCUCACGAAAACAGAAGCCGACGAACUGUUUGGAAAGUUACCUAUCCUCAGCGCGCAAAUAUCACCGACGAGUGGAAUUGGAGGGGGAACUACUCAGGAUAUUAUAUCUGCUGGGUUGGAAAGUGGGGAAAGGGAACUACAAAAAGCGAAUAUCUUUGCGAAAGUGGUGGAUUUGAGGAAUGCGGAUGCGGAUGGAAUUGCGUAUGAGAAUAGAAGGCGGAUUAUCGAGGCGUUUUCGGAACCCAAAAAUCCCUUCGACCCAGGUCGUACAGAGGUACAAGCUGCCAUUCUGACGUACCGCAUCCGCAACUUGUGGAGCCACCUAACAAAAUACAAACGCGACCUUGGUAACAGAAGAGGCCUAAGGAAACUGGUGCAUCAAAGAGCUAAGGUCCUGAAGUAUCUCAAGCGGACAGACCGAGAACGUUAUGACAUCUUACUACAACGCCUUGCACUACACCCAGAGAGUGUGGAAGGGGAAUUGGUUGUUUAACGGUACCUUAUAUCAACCGAAUAUCACGUCCUGCCUUCCCUUUCUUACCCUCCCACUGGGAAAAAAUCUAUUCAAGCAUGGUCCAUCUCGCCUUGUCUACAGACAUGAAAGGGCUGGC